GGUCGAUAAAUCGGAAAAGUCUCCCAUCAUCCGCAGGAGCUCGGUGAUUCGAACCGAAAAGUCAAUUGAGAAAAUCUUCAGUGUGUUUCACUUUGUGUCUGCCUCCUGUUCUAAAUAGAAGUGGUGAGGGUCCUUUGAUCCUUGUUUUUUGUGUUGUUGAGGCAGACAGGUGGAUACUGUUGUUGGCCAACAAAGCGGACGUGCUUCGACGAAAUACAUAGCGAAAGAGAAGUUGAAUUUCCUGAUUCUCUACGUAUCAAGCGUGCGUGUGUGUGUAUGUUACGAUCGGUGAUUCGGAUUAAUAUUUUAUGAGAGAAAAAGGAUAUUCCUAGCAUUGCUGGAAUUAAUUUCGCUGCAGUUAACUAGGAUAUUGAUCCGAUUCGUUCAGUGGUUCCGCUUUAAAGACGUGCGACAGUGAAAAGUUUUGAAAGCUUUCUGCUUAUCCUUGCCAGUGGACAGGCAAAGACAAACGAAAAUCCCUUGUUGUGGCGAGCGAGACGAUCAUCGCAACAUGGUAUAGGAAGAAAGAAAGCAGCUCGAUAUCUCCGUCCCACGUGAGACGUUGGCGAGGACCUAAUCAGCUGUCAACUUGGGAAGUAUUUCCCAGCAUCCCGUGCAGACACGUAGCAGUGUGGUGUUUUGCUUUUAUUUCGGUGUUGGUUGGUUUGGUGAGUGAUUUUUCUCACUGAGGUGCGGUUGUGUUGGUGCUGGUCGUGAAUUUAUUGUCUAGGAGGGAAAUCAAAUCGCAAAAAAAAAAACCCAGGAGAGCCGUACGAAGCAACAAACAAAUAGGGGAAAAUAUUGUGUUCUUACGAAAAAAAAGCGUGAUUUAGUCUCGUGUUUUUGUUCUAUUUACCUGAGAAACAGAGUUUUACUUUACUUGGCUGCUGACGUAGAAACAGGUUCACCCGUCGGUGGCAGCGAGAGUAGUGUGUGCGAAAUGUGAACACUGUUUUUAUUUUGCAACCAUUUACUGCUGGUGUGGGAGUGGGGUUAUUACUUACGGUUGGGAGGAAAAUUAAAUUUUAGUGGUUUUUCAUGUCACUGUUAAACUGUGACGGAGUGUGAAGGUGGUAGAAGAAACGCGUUGUGACCCUUUCUCCAGUUGCUGUUGUUUUGGAAAAAUCGUUGUCCUGCUGGCUGAAAUCAAGCUACAGAUGAAAAACAUCUGUCGUCUAAUAUCGCCCAAGUCUAGAUAGUGGAUCUCUGUUUCCACACAAACCCUGACCAGAGCACAAUAAAACGAUACAUCCCAUCGAAAGUGGCAAACAAAUCUGGGCACUCCCCUCCGAAAACGGACACGACGGAGCUUCUUAUCACAUUUGAAGCGAACUUGAAACUCGACACUUGGCGGGAAGUGAAAACGGACAAAAAGCAGGAAGUUCGAGAUUGCUUUUCCAGCUCUGACCAUCCUCAACAAAAGCUCCCUAAUUCGUUAAAGCGACGGAAGCAAAACAGAAUCGAAACAAGAAGACACCGGAGCUGGAAGCGUUUUUCCUUACCCCAUCAAUUGGCUUUUGUUUGCUCCGAACGGUAGCGUCUGUUCAUCUCUCUCGCUCUCAUUGGGGAGCGACGGAAAAGUGACCAGCAGCGGAGAAUACAAACAAAACCAUAUUAAUAGCCAAACACAUUAAGUUCGAUAUCGACGCGUGUUCGACAACGACCAAGGCCAAGAGACGACGAAGAAAUCGACGGUGACCGGUCACCGAGUGAGCAGCAAAGUUAACUCAGUGGUCAUCGAAGGGCACCCGCACUCGCGAUUGAUUGACUGUGUGGAACUAAUUUUGGAUCGUCGUUUUUCUCGUGAUUUUUGUGCGUCGGGAAGAGCGGUUUCAAAAAGCGGCUGUUUAGUGCGAUAUAAACGGGAGUGCUGUUUAGGUUUUACGUCCGAUGCCUGAAAAUGUAAAUAGAAGAGUGGAAAAUAUUCGGUGACCAAAUUAAGGCUUUCCAUUUGUGAGUGGAAAAUAACGUGUUUUUUAGGGAAGAAAGAAGCGGUGCGUCACGCGUUUGUUGUUAGUAGUUCACCACCGUUGGCUGGUGUUCGAGGAGUAACUGCUGCAAGAUUACGACCACCGACGACAAAAUGACGGAGGCCGACAACUAUGAUGAUGAGCUGGUUUCGGCAAAUCCGAAUCAACGCAACUGGCGAGGAAUUUUCAUCGCUCUGUUUGUAAUCAUCAUCGUCCUCGCGCUGAUUGUGACAUCUGUCGUUCUGCUCACUCCGCCAGACGAAGGUCCCCGGGUGAAAGGACAACGAAUCAAACUGCAGGAUAUCAUCGACGGGGAAUAUGUUCCCAAGAAGCUUAACGGAAGCUGGAUUGGGCCGGACGAGUUCCUGUACCAAAACCACUGGGGAGAAAUCAGUUUGCUCAACAUGAACAAUCUUUCCGAGCGAAUACUGAUGUCCAAUACGACACUGAAAACACUGGCACCGACCAAAUUUUCCAUCUCGGCGGACCGGAAGUUUCUGCUACUGGCACAGAACGUGAAGAAACUUUUUCGUCACUCCUUUCUUGCGCAGUACACCAUCUACGAUGUAACAACCAGCGAAACGAUCCAGCUAACCCUGAAGGCGGACAGUGACGAGUGGCCAUUUCUGCUGCACGCCGAGUUCACCCCCAAGGGCCAGGCGAUAGUACUGGUGCACACGUACGACAUCUACUACAAACCGUCGGCACGAGCCACCCAAACGUAUCGGCUCACGAGAACCGCAAUCCCGGGCAUCAUCUACAAUGGCGUUCCGGAUUGGCUUUAUGAGGAGGAAAUUCUGCAGAGCAACAAGGCGAUUUGGCUAUCGAAUGACGGCCACCUGAUGCUGUACAGCACCUUCAACGACUCGCUGGUGCAGGAGCAACAGUUCUCCUGGUACGGCAUGACCAACGGUGAUAUCAAUCUCUACCCAGAGAUCCGCUCGUUAAGAUAUCCCAAGCCGGGAACGAGGAAUCCUACAAUCACGCUGAAAGUCGCCGAUUUGGCAGACCCCAAGAGCAUACGAACCCGGGAUCUAACGCCACCGCCAAUCCUCGUGAAUCAGGAACACUACUUCACCAGUGCAGCCUGGGUGUCCCAGACCGAGGUCAGUGUCGUCUGGAUGAACCGACCGCAAAACCUCUCGGUCGUUACGCUGUGCAAGAGUCCGAUGUGGUACUGUCAAGAGACUCACCGCAUCAGUGGCGACGGACGAGGAUGGGUCGACGAAAUGUCAGUGCCGUUCUUCAGCCAAAACGGAAGCUCCUAUAUUGCCAUUUCACCGCUGCGAGACGGAACAUCAGGACAUUUUCGACAUCUCGUCCAUGUACACAUCGGCAAAAAACGAAUUAUUCCAUUGACACAUGGCCACUUCGAGGUGAACAAAAUACUCCACUGGGAUCAGACCAACAAUUUUGUAUAUUAUCUGGGCAUCCCCGAGCACUCGCCCGGACAGCAACAUCUGUAUCGUGCCUCAUCACUGCCACCGAAACAGGGCACACCACCACGUGCCCCUCGAUGCCUGACCUGUAGCCAUCAGCACAGCGGCCAUGCUCACGUGACCAAAGUGAAAGCUUCCAACCGAGUGCAACAGCAGUGGAACGACGAUUGGGAAGAAGAGCAUGGUGACGAGGAGGAGGAAGAGGAGGAGUACAUUGAAAUUCCCGUCACAACUCCAUCACCGAAGAAAAAACGACAGCCAACAGAAGAACCGCCAAGCCCACCGACACCGUGUCAAUUUUUUACGGCCAUCUUUGCGCCCAACAGUAACGAAUUUGCUUUGAUCGAGUGUCUCGGACCAGUGGUGCCAUUCAGUGCCAUAUAUCGGAUUUUGAUAGAUCCGACCAAGAGUCCAACGCAGGUCUUGUUCUUCUUGCAAAACAACACCGCACUAGCGGAAAGGAUUUCAAAAGUGGCACUGCCACAGGUGAAAUCGUUUCCGGUCAUGAUUUCCGGAGGAUAUCACGCCCAGGUGCGUCUGUUUUUGCCACCGGGAUUGCGGGAAGAUGAAAUCACGCGGUACCCGAUGGUUGUACAUGUCUACUCCGCUCCGGGAACACAGCUAGUGACCGACAAGUGGCGCAUCGAUUGGAACACCUAUCUGGCUGGAUCGAAAGACUAUAUCGUUACCCAGAUCGACGGUCGGGGUUCCAGCGGUCAGGGCUAUCAACUUCUUCAUGAGGUGUACCGCAGGCUCGGUACGGUUGAGGUCUCCGACCAGCUAGAGGUCGCCGAGUAUCUGCGGGACAGUUUGCACUUUGUUGAUAAACGACGUGUGGGCAUUUGGGGCUGGAGCUAUGGUGGUUACGCAGCUGCUCAGGCAAUGGCCAGCCCAACCUCGCUGUUCCAGUGUGGUAUCAGUGUUGCGCCCGUUACUAAUUGGAAACUUUACGACUCAACGUACACGGAGCGCUACAUGGGUCUACCGAACGUGACCGACAAUUACAAGGGCUACGAGGAUAGCGAUUUAUCAAAACACGCUGAAAAGCUGCGUGAUAAGCAAUUUCUUAUGGUUCACGGCACUGCGGACGAUAAUGUGCACUUCCAGCAGACGAUGAUUUUCUCGAAAGAACUAUCGGCGAAGGGAGCCCUGUAUAAGCAACUGAUCUACCCGGAUGAGGGUCACAACCUGCUCGGUGUGAAAAAGCAUCUCUAUCGAUCAAUGACGAUAUUCUUCGAGGAGUGCUUCCGCAAGCUGGUGCCCCAGGACGUGAAAGCAGGACUCGGCAACGGUGGCUCGAGUGAUUAAUAUUUGCUCGACUACUUCGGUAACACUGACUCAGCAUCAAGUUUCAUGUAAAAGUUUCUUCCUACUUCUUCGAUCGACUUAGAACUCGCAGUGUAGCAACAUCAACUUUCGAGCUCUGAUGGUAGGCGUUUCUUCAUAAUAGCCACGGUUCCAUGUCUUUUCGAGCUCUAUCUCGUUAUCGUUAUCCGAACGUGGGCUUAGGCGGAUGGACAAGCGGCAGAGGAUAAACCAUGGGAACCGUGGGGUAGUGUUUUUGCAGACGUUAUCUUAAAUGAAGAGUCGGUAGACCAAAAACGAAAACUCGUCCAUUAGAGGAAAAACAGCCUUGAGGGAAAAUAGAAAGAAUACGUAGGAAACUUUAUCAGUAAACUUGUAGCCGUUUUGAACAUAGGAUUCAAAGAUAGUCACGUAGUGUUACCAGAAGUAGCCAUCUAUAGUAUAAUAACACUAAGCAAUUACUAUUGAACAUGCAUGCAAAAGCGACAAGAAAAUCAAGAACAAAACAUGGUUGUGACACAUUCGGAGAGGAUUACGCGGAAAAUCGAUCCGCCACGGUUCGUCCUCGCUACGGUAAAAAUCGAUCUGUCCGGACUGUACAGGUGGUAAGCAUCGUUCAUACGACUAUUGCUCAAAAAUAUGGCAGAAAAUGGAUGGUGGUGUUCGAAACUGAUGACAAACGGCACCAAAUUGGGCGUUUUCUUUUAGUUAGAGUGUACUAUAAACUAUAAACCGUCAAAUCUAGUAGAAAACCGAAGGGCGACACAUUUGAAUGAGAUCUUAAGAGCUGUGAUACUUUUAGAGAAAGAUAAGUUUUGAGAGUUGACAUUUGGCCUAAUAAUAGCCUUAUGUGUUAAGGUGCAGCCAUUCCGUGCCAGCGAGUUCGUUUGGAUUAUUUAAUUGACUUCACUGGAUUAUUAUUGUGCUUGCCACUCAAUUUACAAAUGCAAAAAUGAUUAAGACUUUUGCCGAAUUUGUUUUUGUUUCAGUUCCAACCUGGAUCGGUUAUCAAGAUUGGGUUUACCCAAGAGGUAGGUCACCCCGCACACCAACCUUGGGUGUACUUUUUUCUCGGUGUGCUGCAGUGUGCCACAGCUGUGACGAUUGUGCUGGUAUUGACGGUUAUAGAACAAGCUGCGAUUGUUUGUAAAAUACGUAUGUUAUGGUAUAUUUGGCAACACGGUAUUUUUGACAGCUUGAAUAUUUUGGUUUGCAAUUACCGAAUCCGUAGCAGGUCUCCAAGGUUUAGAGAAAAAAAUACUCAAGCAGUUCACAUACAUUCUAACUAAAUUGUUCACCAAACGGAAGGGCAUGGUCUCUCAAACAACUUUACCCAAAAUAGUAUUUUUUUUUUAUAUAUAAAUACACAACAGCGUCACGUAGUGAAAGAAUACCAAACUCUACUGCCAAUCAUCUGGAAGGCCAUGACUACUCAAAUAAUUUCGCCAGAGCUAUCCAGGGUUGCUUCCAUUCAGUAUUGUAAGCGGUCACAUUAGUCGACGCAUUUUCCAUGAUAAUUGACUGCCAUUGCUUCCGACAUUUGCAAAACCAGCUAUCAAAUUAAAAUACCAAACUAAAAUGUUAUCUGACAGGUUUUGUCAUACGACACUGUCGCCGAGGACCGUCACGAAUGUAUGCAUUUUAGUUGUUCUCAUAAUAAGAGCUGCUGAUGUUGUGCUUGUGUGAAUUCUGAAAAUAGCAAGCAACGAUGCCCUAGUUAUAACAUUUCUGAUCAGAAAUGAUUUAAUUUACACUAAAUUGAGUAAUUAGAACAAAAUCACACAUGUCAUGUGAUAGUUAUUUGAUAAUUUUAUUUUUUCUCGAAUGUUGUUGUACCGUUUGUGUUGUGUAAGAGAGACGAUGGUAGAGCAUGAGAGUACGAAUACAAACAGACUGUCGCGCACGACAACGAAGCGAGUGUAGUAAAAAAUGUCAACUGUUUCAACCCGUGCUUCCACUCACUUGCUAUAAAAAAAAAUGUUUUUCGGAAUAAUGAAAUCAUUAGAUUUUAUAAUAAUAUGUUGUACUUGUAAGUUACACGAAAGGGUUGUAAAGUAUUAAUCUGACUCUUAAAAUCUGUCAAUUUGGCUUUCAGAGCCCGACAAUUAGCGUUUUUAUGAUUCGUGAGCGUUUACUCAGAGUGAGCGCUCACGAAUCGUAAAAUCGGCAAUUGUGACGCUCUGAAAGUUAUAUUGACAGGUUUUAUGAGUUAAACACAUACUUUACAACCUCUUUUUGUAACUUACAAGAACUAGUUAUCAAAAUACAUUUUUUUUAUAACAAGUGAGUGAAAGCCACCCUGAAGCUGUCUAGAAAGUUACUGGUCAGAAUUUCAAGGUAUUUUCUCUAGGAUGUUCAGACUACCGCUGCGUUAAAAGCAAAUUGCUAACUAAUCAGAACUAACCAUCUAGUACUCUACUGGCUAGUAAGCAAAAACGGUCACCACUAGGCCACCAAGUCCCUCGUAUCACUUCAAACUAAUUCGACUGUUACGAAAACCUAGAUCAAUAUUAAAACAGGGAAUUUAUCACAAAAGAUCAAAGUAAUGUUCGCAUAAGCUCUCCCUUAGCUCAGUCGGUAAAGGCGCAGCUACAAAGCAAGACCAUGCUGGAGGUGGCCGGUCCGCUCAAGGAAUUUUUCGGGUUGGAAAAUUUAUCGCAAUCCCUGAGCAUAUAAGCAUGAUUGGACUUGCUUUACAAUUAUACCAAUGCAAAAAUGGUACAGGCAUCGAAAGCUCUCAAUUAAUUAUUGUGGAAGUGCAUCUAGAACACUAAGUUGAGAACACGCAAUAAGCUAAUAUGUGAUAUGCAAUAAGCUUGAAAUGUGAAGAAGAAGCAUUGAUGAAUAUACUCAACACGGAAAAAAGUAUGAUAAUUGAAAGUCCAUAAACUGAAAUAAUUUUAAAAUGCAGAACACUUGUCUGUGAACAUACUGCUCAGUGCUGUCAUGGUAAAAUUAGAGCUGGUUGCUUAAUGAUAUUUCAAAUGUGCACCCCCACCCUCCUCAAAUCAAUGCUCUGCUCUAAGGAGCGGCCACACUUGUUAGUAAAGAAUGUAUACACAAUUUAGUUCUCUCUAAUAAAAACUAGGUACGGGUAAAACUGGUCUGCAAUGAGCUCGCCAUAAAAUUUACAAAAAGGCACUGUUUUUCUUUUUCAGGAUACUGGCUUUUCAGUUUAACGAUGGGUCAAAAUCAGGCUUGUUAAUCGAUAGCUCGAAAACGUCUUUCCUUUAAUGUCUGCAAAAUAAAUUCGCAGAGCACCCUGGUCAAAACGUUACGAUCUUUUGUGUCCGAUGUUGGGUUCUUUGGACUUGGCCUGCUUCAGGAGACAUAAACCUUAACCGUCUUUUGUUCAGCGCAUAAAACUUUACAAUCUUAAACUUCUAGACCUGAUGGAAAACUAAAUUUCUGGACGAUAAAACUGUAAUCAGCACUUUUUUAUGAAAUUACUAAUUCUUCAAGAUUUUACAACAUCCUCGAAAGCCUAGGCUUUCCUGGAGUUUUCUGAAGUAAUAAGACUUGUCCUGAAGACCUUUGACCUUCAACGAAGUUCUCUAGGCUUCCUUGAUUUUUCUCAAGGAAAUACGCUCCCGCAUAUUUGCAUAAUGCCUUCAAAUUCUUUUGUCUGAAUAUCCUGAAGCUCCCGCAAUUUAUCUGAAGUUUUCUAUACUUACUUCCAAAACUCAAAUCUUCCAUGAGCUUCUUUAGACUUGCUCAGAGCUUCCGUUCUUUCAUUAGUUCCCUAAAUUUUCAAUGAACUCCUUGAACUUCUCUUACGUUCCACCAAUUUUCUUCCUCUGAAACUAAUAACUCACAAUAAAUGUUUAGUACAUUCCUGAAAUUCUCGGAAUAGUCCAUAAUUCCUAAACACCUCUUGAAAAAUCCUCAAUUCAAUUAACGGAACUGCUCUGAAGUUUUCUGAUCUUCCUAAGAAUACUCGGAACAUCCCUGACUGCUUCCUAAAAAUCUUUAAUUUAUUUGAAGCUCCCUGGACUGCUCUGAAAAUCUCGAAAAUUGGCUAAAGUUUUUGGAAAUUCACUGUCUUUAAAGUUUCUACGAUUUCUUUGAAGUAAAUUUAACUACCCUGAGGUUAACUGAUCUUCCCUGACAUGCUAUUCUGAAGUUCUCGCAGGUCACCUGAGGUUUUUGGUACUGCCCUGAAAUAAAUGUCAAAAAAAACCUUAAAACUCCUUUGAAAAUCUCUGGAUUUAGCGGUGCCGGUGGUGUAGUAGUAAGCGUGAUUACCUCUCACCCCAGCAGGCCUCAGUUCAAUCCCAGUCGGCGCCGCUGGGAUGUUCUGAAGCAUAACAUCUCUGAUCACGUGGGAAGUAAAGUCGUUGGUCCCCGGUUCAUGAGUUGAUGGGUCGAUAGAUAGGGUCGAGAUGUGGGAGCUGUCUUCCUGGCGUCGGUGCUCAGCACGGAAAACAAGAUCGACGGAAAACAAAUCAAGGGAAAAAAAAAUCUCUGGAUCUUUGUUCCAAAAUAUGACGAAAGAUUUUUUAACAUUUUUAAGGAAUUCUUUGGACAUCCCAGAUAUUCUCGAAACUUCUUAAUUUAUCCUGAAUCUCAUGGUGCUGUCUUUAAUUUAUAGAAACUAACCUUAACUGAUCUUUAAAUUUCCCAGAAAGUCUGGACAUUACUGAAGUUACUCAAGUAGCACAGAAACAGGAGGAUAAUAAAACUGGGACACAGCUGGAAAUUGUUUGGAAAGGAGGGGAUGGUCACAUCAAACUCGAACAUCAGACCCUUACUAUCCUGCAGCCUGUUCAUAAAACUUACCCGCAAUCCACAGUAUGUUCUUCCAUUCCUUGGAACUUCUUCCUACAUUUUUGAGAACCAGCAAUCUUUCCUGAAAUUCUUCCUACUCUUUUGAUAGUGUCCCUUUUUUCCUUAAUUUGUUAUCCGUCAAUCUUGUUUUCCGUACCAAUGGUUACCGACGUCAAGAAGGCAGCUCCCACACCAGGACCCUACCUAUGAACUCAUCAACUCAUGGACCGGGGACCAACGGCUUUACCCAAGUAACCAACAAGCCCGCU
This is a messenger RNA of Ochlerotatus camptorhynchus, 9750 nucleotides long. It is a transcript of the gene Dpp10, whose product is annotated as Dipeptidyl peptidase 10. Lineage: Eukaryota; Metazoa; Arthropoda; Insecta; Diptera; Culicidae. Bases 2084 to 4717 code for a protein of 877 amino acids. Gene Ontology annotation, cellular component: plasma membrane. Gene Ontology annotation, molecular function: serine-type peptidase activity; dipeptidyl-peptidase activity. The record is from RefSeq and is a predicted model, not a curated record. The transcript is spliced from 17 exons. Gene Ontology annotation, biological process: proteolysis.